Messenger RNA from Epinephelus fuscoguttatus (brown-marbled grouper), 3144 nucleotides. RefSeq names its product solute carrier family 22 member 7-like. Lineage: Eukaryota; Metazoa; Chordata; Actinopteri; Perciformes; Serranidae. Gene Ontology annotation, molecular function: transmembrane transporter activity. Gene Ontology annotation, cellular component: membrane. The record is from RefSeq and is a predicted model, not a curated record. Gene Ontology annotation, biological process: transmembrane transport. Bases 83 to 1687 code for a protein of 534 amino acids. The transcript is spliced from 10 exons.
GAAUGUGUCCAGUUAAGUGUCUGGGACCUAACUUCAUAUGGCUGUCGGAACAUUUAACUUCUUGUGACGGCACAGCAGCAAAAUGAAAUUUGACAACAUACUUUCAGAAAUUAAUGGAUUUGGAAAAUUCCAAAUCAGACUAUUUUUGAUUCAGAUCUUUGCUCGAAUGACUCUGCCAUGUCACUUUCUGCUGAAUAACUUCAUGGCGGCUGUUCCCUCUCACCACUGUAACAUCACCGCUCUGGAUGAUGGAGGCAUCUUUGGGAACUUAUCUCAGCCAGAGAAACUGGCUGCUGGUGUGCCAACAGAGCCGGAUGGGACUCUGAGCUCCUGUCAGAUGUUUUUAAAGCCGCAGUAUCAUCUGGUAGGCUUAAACAGCAGUGAGGAUGCAUCUAUUGUUCAGUGUCAGAACGGAUGGGUGUAUGACAACAGCACAUUUAAAUCUACUUUGGCAACAGAGUGGGAUCUCGUGUGCAGCAGAAAAGGGAUGAACAAGGCAACAGCCACAGUCUUCUUCAUUGGUGUUAUGGUCGGAGCCCCUAUGUUUGGGUUUCUCAGUGACAGGUUUGGACGACGGCCGCUGCUGCUGGUAUCUUAUCUGUCGUCCGUAUUGUUUGCAAUUCUGAGUGCCUUCUCUUCAUCGUAUGUGAUGUUUAUCAUCAUGAGGUUUUUUACAGGGAUGUCACUCUCAGGAAUAAGUAUCAUCUCUAUUGUUCUGAAUGUUGAAUGGUUCAGCAUUGAACACAGGACCUUUGCUGGUGUGAUCAUAAGCCUGGAUUGGACAAUUGGGACCUGGAUUCUGGUGGGAAUAGCAUAUUGCGUAAAUGAAUGGAGGAGGCUCAUCGUGGCAGUGACCUUACCCAUGAUAGUGUCCAUCAUUACUUGGAGGUGGCUCCCAGAGUCUGCGAGAUGGCUCCUGGCAAAAGGAAAGGCAGACGAGGCUCAUCAGUACAUAAUGCAAUGUGCCACGAUGAACAGCAGAACCAAGUGUAUGGCCACCAUCACACCCACGGAGUUACUGCAAUCUGUAAAAGGUGAAACUGACGAUAAGAAGUACACUCUAGUGGAUCUUUUCAAGACCCCAACUAUUAGGAAACUGUCUAUAUGCUCAGGGAUAGUGUGGUAUGGCGUUGCAUUUACAUAUUAUGGGAUAAGUCUGAACAUCACUGGGUUUGGACUGAACACAUACCUCACACAACUCAUAUUUGCAUCUAUUGAAAUGCCGUUGAAGAUUGGUGUGUAUUACUUCCUGGAGAAAGUUGGGAGGAGGUCUGGUGAAAUGGGAUCCAUGCUGUCGACUGGUCUCUGUCUCCUAAUCAACAUGUUUGUCUCACAAGAUAAGUGGGUCAUUCGUACUGUUGUGGGCGUCCUUGGAAAAGCCAUGUCAGAAGCCUCAUUCACAAUCAUGUACCUCUUCACAACUGAGCUCUUUCCUACAGUCGUACGACAGAACGGUUUAGGCUACACCGCAUUUGUGGCGCGGCUGGGUGUGUCCAUAUCUCCACUCAUCAUGCUAUUGGAGGACGUGUGGCAUCUCCUCCCUGCAGUCACUUACUGCACGGUGGCAGUUGUAUCUGGUUUGGUGGUUUCACUGCUGCCUGAAACAUUAAACAUCCGACUGCCAGAGUACAUCGAGGACAUUGAGAAACCGAGGGGACAGUCGACAAGGAACAAGGAGAUUCAAUAAAAACCACUGUUAUUGUUAACUAGAGUGAUUAUUUGCCACAAUGAAUUUGUUCUGUGAGUUUUAAUAAUGCAAGAUGAGUUGAUUUAAUCUGCUUUGUAACCAUAAAAUUGUUAAAAUCACUAUAAAUACUUGAACUAAGAGUCUUUCAGGAUAUAACAUAUCCACAGGUGUGCUGUCUUAAUAAUGUACUGUACAGAGGAAAUUUGGACAAAUACAAAGAGACAAUGAGAGAGAAAUGUAACUGUGAAUUUACUUGAGGUUAGCAAUAAAAUUGUAAUUCAUGAGAACAUGACUAUGGAUUUUAUUGGAAUUAGUUUCAGUUAUUUCCUGCUGUCAUGGCACAGGGUAUAUGGGACAUUUGUAUUCAUGCACAUGUUAAUAAAAAUUUGCCUUUAAAAAACACUUAAAAAGACAAAGAGAGAUAGUCCAUACAUUGAAUAUCUUGGUUUAGCUUGCUGCUGGUACAGUUGAGGUUGGUGGUGCAGUAAUAUCAGUAAUUUUCCAGUUGUUGUUUUUUUUUUUAUUAUUAUUUAUUUUUUUGUCAGUCUAAACAAUCCACAGGAGCAGUUGACUUGUGACUUUCGCAUAUCCCUAUUACUCACAACACACACAUGCGGCAGUAACUCAGUCCAUAGGGACUUGGGUUGGGAACCGGAGGGUCACCUGUUUGAGUCCCCGGCCAGACCAAAUAUGGAGCGUGGACUGGUGGCUGGAGAGGUGCCAGUUCACCUCCUAGGCACUGCCGAGGUGCCCUUGAGCAAGGCACCGAAUACCCCAACCGCUCGGGGCGCCUGACCAAGGCAGCCCCCUCACUCUGAGAACUCUCCACUUUGUGCAUGUAUAGGUCCUGUUUGUGUGUGUCUUUCAAACCUGUGUGUUAAUGACAAAAAAAGUGAAAAAACUGAAUUUCCCCUCAGGGGGAUUAAUAAAGUAUAUUAAAAAAAAAAAAAAAAAAAUGUUUGGAGCAGUCAUGAUAUGGUGCCCCUGGAGCAGUUUUGGGACUCGAUACCUUGCUCAAGGGCACUUUCCUGGUGCCCAGGAGUGUGAACUGGCACCUCUUCAACUGCCAGUCCACACUCCAAGCCAAGCCAGUAUGUGCUACUGCUGCCUCCCAUUUGGUUUUUUGAAAAAUUAAAACUCUGACCUGCUGGUGGUGCUACAGAAAAACUCAAAAGAUAGAAUAACUUAUUAGGAUUCAUCCUCUGGCAUUGUUGAUAUCUGUAAUUAUAUGCAGUGUUUCACGUACUUUAAUUGUUUAGGCCUUUCAUCCCCUACAUUGUAAACAUUUGGCCUUCAUUUAUUGAACUGAUUUUCUAUAUUUAUGAUACUUGUGUGUAGCAACUCAUAAUGUAAUAAUUUAAAUGUGAUAAAAGCUCAUAAUGUAAGAAAAACAAUGUAAUAACAGCUUUGUGCAUAAUGGGAAAAUUCUUACAUAAUAAACUAAGCAAAAAAUUCUC